GUCAUCCCUCGUUGUUUGAAAAGCAAACCAAACAAGACCAAACUGAAACCGCAUUUUUCAUGAUCAGACAGAAAAUCUCAUCAGAGAGUUCAGAAAAAGAUCCGACAGCGAUGCUCAUCGGAGACAAGAUUGUAGAUCACAUUAACAGAGGUUCAGAAGAAGAAGAAGAUGACGGAGACGUUUUCCCGCUUCCCGGGUUUCGGUUUCAUCCGACGGACGACGAGCUUGUCGGGUUUUAUCUGUUGAGGAAGGUUCAGAAAAAACCGAUCAAGAUGGAUAUCAUCAAGCACGUCGACAUCUAUAAAUUCGAUCCCUGGGAUAUUCCAAGAUCGAGCAAUACGGAGAACGAGAGCUACUUCUUCUGCAAGAGAGGGCGAAAGUACAGAAACAGCAUAAGGCCAAAUAGGGUGACGGGGUCGGGGUUCUGGAAAGCCACGGGCAUUGACAAACCGGUUUAUUCUGACAGCCACAAAGCCGCAGGCGACCAAAGUAACUCGGUCAUCAUCGGUCUGAAGAAGACUCUCGUUUACUACCGAGGAAGCGCCGGAAAAGGCACCAAGACCGAGUGGAUGAUGCACGAGUUCCGUCUUCCCACCAGCAGCGACAACGUCAAUAACCCUAACUCUACGUCUUCAUCACAAGAAGCGGAGGUGUGGACACUGUGCCGAAUAUUCAAGAGAAAUGUGUCAAGUAGGAAAUACACUCCGGAUUGGAGAGAAUUAGCUUCCAGCAAACGUGUAAAGCAGCAUCAACCCCACACGAGCUUCCAUCAGGAAGCUUAUAUCAACUUUGGCGACACGGAUAGUGCGGAUGUGAUCCCUCCUCACAUCAAUGAGAAGAAUGUUGUAGCAAACAAGACAAACGACGGAAACAUGUUCCAUUACGCUAAUCAGCUGAGCGCCACGCACGCCGUGACAACAGUGUUACCUGCGGGGCCAGUUCCGGAGUUCUCCAACGACAACCAUCAGGAGUUCUCGUACGGGAACUGGGACGAGCUUAGAUCAAUGGUUGACUUUGCUUUUGGUCAAUCUUCCUCGUAGAACUCUGUAGUAAAUUAUCGAAUCCACGUAUGCGUACGUACAUUCGUACCAAGGCAUGUAUGCAAGUAGCUCUGUUUUUUUUUUCUCGGGUGUAACCCUUGUUUUUAUAGCUGAUGUAUCGUUUUUUGUUUGCAUGUUGAUGAACUGAUCAGUUUUGUAAUAGGGAUAAUUGAUUAUCAGUUAGGGGUGGGCACGGAUCGGAUAUCCGUAA
Messenger RNA from Tarenaya hassleriana, 1251 nucleotides. Its product is annotated as transcription factor JUNGBRUNNEN 1-like. The transcript has 3 exons. NCBI's taxonomy places the organism in Eukaryota, Viridiplantae, Streptophyta, Magnoliopsida, Brassicales, Cleomaceae. Gene Ontology annotation, molecular function: DNA binding. Gene Ontology annotation, biological process: regulation of DNA-templated transcription. Bases 60 to 1040 code for a protein of 326 amino acids. The record is from RefSeq and is a predicted model, not a curated record.